UCAUGGGGUCCCCGGGCAAUAGGGGAUCAUGGGGCCCCUGUGUCCUUGCCCAAACUCAAAAAAGCCUAUGAAAAAAGGUACCAGGGGCAUCUCAUGGGGCCCCCUACUGACCCCGGGCCCUCGGGCAGUGCCCGAGUUUCCAAAUGGUCAGUCCGCCCCUGCUCCCAACUUAAGAACCGAGACAACCUGGGACAACCUGUAAUGUAAGCUGGCAUGCAGUACACUGUGCACACAUAUGCUAAGGUCCCUUCAUCACAUGCACACUACUACCGGCUGAGCCAUACAUUAAAAAGAAAAACAAAACCUAUUGAAAAGUCAUCUUGUUGAAAACAAUGACCGACAGU
Molecule: messenger RNA, 344 nt
Organism: Staurois parvus
Lineage: Eukaryota; Metazoa; Chordata; Amphibia; Anura; Ranidae
Source: the annotation of a GenBank genome assembly